Molecule: messenger RNA, 907 nt
Organism: Rattus rattus (black rat)
Lineage: Eukaryota; Metazoa; Chordata; Mammalia; Rodentia; Muridae
Gene: Prg3
Product: proteoglycan 3, pro eosinophil major basic protein 2
Exons: 5
Coding region: 66-743 (225 amino acids)
Biological process (GO): immune response
Molecular function (GO): signaling receptor activity
Source: RefSeq, a predicted model, not a curated record
AAGCUGUGUUGGACACAAAGGGACAGCUGUGAGGACAAAGGUGGAAUUGCCUCUACCUCAGGAUCAUGAAACAGCCCCUGAUCCUGUCCCUUCUCCUGCUGGGGAUGGUUUCUGCUUUCCAUCUGGACUCUGCUCACCCUCAUCUGGAGACUCCCAAGAGAGAAGAAGACCUGAAUCCAGAAGCAGAUGGUUCCAGGGAACAGGGGAGAGAGUUGGUUCUGACUCAAGGGAUAAUGCAGACAGGGGGAGAGGAGGUUGAGGGUUCUGAACAUCAAGACGUCUUUGAGGAUGGGGAGGCAAUGGAGUCAGAACCCGAUGCCUUAGAUGAGGACUCUGUAUGCCCCAGGGAAGAGGACACAGCUCAUUUUCAGGGAACUCCUGGGUGCAAGAGCUGCCGCUAUGUGCUGGUGAGGACUCCUAAGACAUUUGAUAAGGCUCAGAAACUCUGCAGACGAUGUUACCGAGGCAACCUUGCCUCCAUCCACACCUUCAGUUUCAACUUCCAAGUUCAGAGCUUGGCCAGGAAGAUCAACCAGUCCAUCGUCUGGAUUGGAGGCAUCCUCAGGGGAUGGUUCUUCUGGAAGAACUUUUGCUGGACUGAUGGGAGCCGCUGGGAUUUUGGAUACUGGGCCCCAGGGCAGCCUGGGAAUGGGGAAGGACACUGUGUGACUCUGUGUGCCAAAGGGGGCCAUUGGCGAAGAGCUUCAUGCAAAAGUCACCUGCCUUUCAUCUGCUCCUUCUAAAAUGGAGCUAGACCCUGCUAAGACGGAGCUAGACCCUGCCGAGAUGGAGCUAGACCCUACUUGGAACCUCCUGCCUUCGCAGCCCUGGCUGCACAUGUCCCAUCCUUUGGUGUUCAAUUCUGUCCCCAGUCUCUCCUGAUCAUAAAGUCAGACUUCCCACAGCA